Molecule: messenger RNA, 3310 nt
Organism: Passer montanus (Eurasian tree sparrow)
Lineage: Eukaryota; Metazoa; Chordata; Aves; Passeriformes; Passeridae
Product: neurotrypsin-like
Exons: 15
Coding region: 673-3177 (834 amino acids)
Biological process (GO): proteolysis
Cellular component (GO): membrane
Molecular function (GO): serine-type endopeptidase activity
Source: RefSeq, a predicted model, not a curated record
UGAGGAGAGCUGACCUCGGGAAGCUGCAAGCUGCUAAUCGAGGAGGCAGCGGUGGGGGGGAUAAAGUCCAGAUUCCUUCCAAGAAGUCUAAUCUCUGGCAAAUGUACGCGCACACGCCGUUGCCUUUCCCAGUUGUUGCUGGGGGCUUUGCAAUAGGACGCAGCCCCAGCUCCUUGCCGUGCUGCAGCCUCUGUGCCUUGGGAAGAGGGGGAAAGGAGCUGGGGAAGGAGCCUUGCAGGAGAGGAGCGGAGCGGGCGCUGGCCCCGCCGCCGGGCACAAGGGGCGGGGAGGCGGAGGCUGGCGCUGCGAGCAGCGCGUACCUGGAGCACGGGAGGCUGUGGAGAGGAGGGGACAGCGGCGUGAGGAGAGGGCUGAGGGCUGUGCCCCACCGCUUGUGCUCGCCUCCGCCCGUCUUCCAGUGUGCUAGCGAAAUUCGGGGACACGUUCUGUUCCCUUAUUUCUCUCCUCUCUUCUUCCCCUUUCUGAAGAGAAGAAUUAAUGAGAAGAGAUGGGGAGAGGAACGGGAAAGUGAAAUUCUAAGAUGCUGCGGGGAACUUUGAUCCCUUUCCUCACAUCCCUUUCCCUGCGCAGAAAUGGCAAAGGCAGCCCGCUCCCCCCGGUGCGGAGCGGCUAGCGUGGGAAAGCAGAGCCUGGCAGCUGAACGAGAAUGUGAUGCCUGAAGAACCUUCUGCUCACUUUGUACGAGGGAUGGAAAUCUCCAAAAUACUCGGGCUCCUGGUAGAGCUCUCAAGUUUGCUAUCCUGUCUCAGAUGUGUGGAGGCUUUCCUGGGAUCCAAGCCCAACCAAAACCACUUGCAGAGUGCAGCGCCCAGCGUGUGUGCUGUGGGCCCUCUCGGGUACUACAACGGCUCGCUGGCGGUCACCGAGGCCGGGGCACAGUGUCUCAGCUGGGCAGAGUUCCCUGAUUACAUUCAGCAGUACCCAGACCGCGGCCUGGGGGACCACAACUUCUGCAGGAACCCAGACGGGGGAACAACGCCCUGGUGCUUCUACAGGCUUGUGUCAGGGGCCAUUGGCUGGGCCAACUGUGACUGUAACCAAGGUGCUGUGCGGUUGGCUGAAGACAGUAGUGUGGAGCUGUACUUCAAUGGACUCUGGGGUACCAUCUGUGCUGACCACUGGACUGACUGGGAUGCCAGUGUUGUCUGCAGGCAACUUGGUCUCAGUGAGAUUGGCACAGCUGGGAAGAAGAGUCAUUCUGGACCAUGGCCUGUUCCCCUGCACCUGCAGUCAGCAAACUGCCAUGGAGAUGAGGAAGCCCUGCUGCAGUGUGGCUAUCAGGAAGCUCUGUCAGGACCUUGUAACCAGGGGAGUGCUGUGGUAACCUGUGUUCCUCCAGAAGGUGUAGGUGCCCCACUUCGUAUAGUUGGGGGGAAGGAGAGCUUUGAAGGGCGAGUGGAGGUUUACCAUGAUGGCAAGUGGGGAACCAUCUGUGAUGAUCAGUGGGACGACCGGGAUGCUGAAGUAGUCUGUAGACAGCUGGGACUCAGUGGGACUCCAAAAGCCUUGUCAUGGGCUCACUAUGGACAGGGAUCUGGCCCAAUCCUGCUGGAUGAAGUGCAGUGCUCAGGGAAUGAACUCUCCCUUGAUCAGUGCAAGAAGAGUGACUGGGGACAGCAAAACUGUGACCACAUUGAAGAUGCUGGGGUCUCCUGUGACCCUUUCACAGAGGGCACGGUCCGGCUGGCUGGCGGCCGCAGCCCCAGCGAAGGCAGGGUGGAAGUUUACUACAAUGGAGACUGGGGCACGGUGUGCGACGAUGGCUGGACAGACCUCGGCGCCCAAGUGGUCUGCAGGCAGCUGGGCUUCAGUGGUCCUGCUGCUCUGGCCUCUGAAGGAGACUAUGCUGCUGGCCAAGGCUUCAUCUUACUGGAUGAUGUGGCAUGUGUGGGGACAGAGCUGUCUCUCCUGGACUGUCCCCACAGCAACUGGGGGCAGCAUGACUGCUCCCAUGCUGAGGAUCUGGGAGUCCGCUGUUCCCCAGAAAGCAACACGGUCAUGGAUGGCAGCCUGGGGCCUCCCGUGCGGCUGGUGGAUGGAGAGAGCAGCAAGGAGGGCCGGGUUGAGGUAUUGCUGAACGGGCAGUGGGGCAGUGUCUGUGACGAUGACUGGACAGACAGAGAUGCUGCAGUGGUUUGCAGGCAACUGGGAUUUAGUGGUACAGCAAAAGCCAGGGCAAUGGCUUAUUUUGGUGAAGGCCAUGGGCCCAUCCAUCUGGACAACAUAGAAUGCAGUGGCAUGGAGCACACCCUGGGGCAAUGUGCCACACCUGACACCAGGAUUCACAGCUGCUGGCACAGUGAGGAUGCUGGGGUGAUCUGUGACUAUGUGGAAGAAAAGAUCCAAGAUAUCAGGAGAACAGGUCCAGAGUCUGGUGUGUGUGGGAUGCGCCUGCUUCAUCGUCGCAAGAAAAGGAUCAUAGGUGGAAACAAGUCUCUGAGAGGCAGUUGGCCAUGGCAGGCCUCACUGCGGCUGAAGGGUUUUCGUCGAGAUACUCGUCUGCUGUGCGGAGCAACGCUGAUCAGCAGCUGCUGGGUGGUGACUGCAGCCCACUGCUUCAAAAGGUUUGGUGCUGAUGUGCGGCGCUACCUCCUGCGCGUGGGCGAUUACCACACAGGUGUGAAGGAUGAGUUUGAGAGGGAGCUGCCUGUGGAGCGGAUUGUCCUCCACAGGAACUACUGGGCUGGCAGCAAUGAUAAUGACAUAGCCCUGGUCCGGAUGCGGGGCAGAGAAGGGCACUGUCUCUCCUUCAAUCACCACGUUCUGCCCGUCUGCCUGCCUGACAGGAGAGAGAGGUCUGACAUCAACAGGCAAGCCUGCAUCAUCUCUGGCUGGGGAGACACAGGGAAGUCCUAUUCCAGAACCCUGCUGCAGGGGGUGGUGCCCCUUCUCCCACGGGAAGACUGUGAGGCUCGUUACGGGCGGAAGUUCACCAACCGCAUGAUUUGUGCUGGGAACCUCUCUGAAGAUAAACGGGUGGACAGCUGUCAGGGUGACAGUGGAGGGCCACUCAUGUGUCAGAGAUCAAAUGGACGCUGGAUCAUUUUGGGCAUCACUUCCUGGGGGUAUGGCUGUGGUCGGAAGGAUUCGCCCGGUGUGUACACAAAGGUCAGCAAAUUCGUACCCUGGAUCAAGAAAGUGACCAAGCUGAAAUGAAAAUGACUGAGCCCUUGGAAUUUCAGCACGUGGUCCUUUUGCCCUGCAGCAGCAGAAGGCUGUGGCUUCUGGUCUGUGACUGAUGGAGAUUUUGACAUUGGACAUUGGCAAAAGAUUUUAAUGUAGAAUUGGA